Messenger RNA from Girardinichthys multiradiatus, 1841 nucleotides. RefSeq names its product progestin and adipoQ receptor family member Vb (gene paqr5b). The transcript is spliced from 8 exons. The coding region runs from base 108 to 1184 and encodes 358 amino acids. The record is from RefSeq and is a predicted model, not a curated record. NCBI's taxonomy places the organism in Eukaryota, Metazoa, Chordata, Actinopteri, Cyprinodontiformes, Goodeidae. Gene Ontology annotation, molecular function: signaling receptor activity. Gene Ontology annotation, cellular component: membrane.
GGAACCCGGCAGACGGCAUAGUAACACACACCUUCAUAAAGUCUGAGGCACAACCUGCCUGCGGCUUCAACUCUCCUCUCUCACAGCGGCAGCAGCACCCUGCAGUCAUGCUCAGUCUCAUCAAAUUCCCACGAAUCUUUAGCAUCAAUCAGGUGCCCAAAGUUUUCCAUGAGGACAGCAUCAUUUCUGGGUACCGGCACCCACGAAGCUCAGCCACUGACUGCAUCCUCAGCCUCUUCCAGAUGACCAAUGAGACACUCAACAUCUGGACCCACUUUUUACCCACCUGGUACUUCCUGUGGAAGCUGGUGACGGUGGUGCUGAUGCAGCAGGGAUGGCAAGACACCUUCACCUGGCCUCUGUUGGUCUUCCUCUCCUCUUGCUGCAUUUAUCCAUUGGCGUCCAGCUGCGCUCACACCUUCAGCACCAUGUCACUGCGGGCACGCCACAUCUGCUUCUUCUUUGAUUAUGGGGCGCUCAGUUUGUACAGCUUAGGGUCUGCAAUUGUUUAUUCAUUAUACGCCUUCCCCGACAAGUGGUUGAACAGCUCCUUUCACCAGUGGUACAUCCCCAUUGCUGUGGCUAACACCGUCAUUUGCACCGUCCUGGCCUGUUACUCCAGGCUUGGCUUUCCAUUCCUGCAAUAUAACCAUGAUGUUGUAAAAAGAUUACCUGAGAGUCCAAAGUUCAGCAAAUUCCUGCGGAUCCUUGCCUUUGCCUAUCCCUACCUGUUUGACAACAUUCCUCUCUUCUACAGGGUGUUUCUGUGCACAGGGGAUGGCUGCACUAACAACGACACCAACAUUCUCCACUACAAACACAUUUCCCUGGCUUUCCUCACCGGCUUCCUCUUUGCCACACAUUUACCUGAACGUCUGGCACCUGGCAGCUUCGACUACAUAGGUCACAGCCACCAGCUCUUCCAUGUGUGCGGCAUCCUAGGCACCCACUUCCAAAUGCUGGCCGUAGAGCAGGACAUGGUGACGAGACGUCCCUGGCUCACCGUUAACUCCAUUCCCAUCUCGUCUGCUAACUCAAUGGGUCCAGCUGUGCUGUGUGUGGUGCUGAAUUUGAUCAUCAUCUUGCUCUUCAGUCUGCCUCUCUUUUCUGGCCCAGUGUGUAAGGAAAGCAAACAUGGAAAAGAUAAAGAGAAAGUGGCAACUAAAGGCUGCUCCUGUUACUAAAUCUUAACCCAGGACUUAUAAACGGGGGAAAAGAAUAAGUGAUGGUGAGAAAAAAGAAACAGUGUAAAAGCAUUCAGCUGUGAUAGCUGCUAUGAAAGUAUUCGAGAGCUGAGCUGAAAAUCUAGGGACAAGUUGAUUUUUAAUGCAAUGAACACUACAAUAAAUGUAACAGUUUCGGUGGAAACUUGUUCUUGUAUAGAGCUACACGGACAUUAGGUUUGCUGUAUUAUGUGGUGCUUCAAAUAUUUGCACAGAUAUGUUUUUUUACUGUUCUCCGAGUGUCAUACAUGUGGGGAAUGAAGGGACUGUGGGGAACAAAAACGAUGUCAAGGAUGAAAUUCACUUUUAAUUUGGAAUUUUAAAGCUUUGUUUGUCACUUUAAGUUUUCAUGUUCAUAACACUCAAGUCUUUUAGAUGGUACUGUCAAAUGUUUUCUUUUUGAGUUGAAACUUUCAGCAUAAGGACGGCUUCAUAAAAUGUGUCAUAAAUUUCUGAUGUUGUUGAAGCUAUUAACCAAUGAUACUGUCAUAAGAUUCCUGUGUCCGUCCACCUGGAAGUUGUUGGAAUUUUUGUUUGUUUGGUAAAAUAUGUAAAAAGAAAGUAUUUAAAUUUUAAAUUAUUUAUUAUAGGUUUUUGUCAAAUACAAUUUAAACCAAG